Molecule: messenger RNA, 569 nt
Organism: Astrephomene gubernaculifera
Lineage: Eukaryota; Viridiplantae; Chlorophyta; Chlorophyceae; Chlamydomonadales; Astrephomenaceae
Source: the annotation of a GenBank genome assembly
ACGGCGCCGGUGCCUGCAAGCAAGCCCAAGGACACCAGCGCGGAGCCGUUGGGCGUUUGCCAGCGGCAGCUACAGCAGCAACCCAGCCAACGUCCCGAAUACUGCAAUAAGCACACACAGAACAUCACCGUCAACGUCCCGAAGCUGUCAGCUCUCGUCGAGGAGGAUGAGGAGGAUUGCCGCGAAGGCGUUGGAGCUGUCGACAGCGGCGGUGCUGGGGGUCAGAUGCGUGCUGCAUCACCUAUAAGCCCAUUUGUGCUCCAGGAAAUGCAGCGAAAUGCUGCCGAUGCGGACAGCGAUAGGUUACGGGAAAACUGGGGAUUCGCGCCGGGCAACGAUGAUACGCUACGCUGCAAUUUCGGCCAUGUCGUUAUGGGCGAGACGACGUACAACCACGUGUACGGCCCGGGUACAGGCCAGAUCACACGAGCAUUUGAGAGCCAGCCACCAGGGCAUGCCCACUCGAACGUGCCUUUGGUGUUAGCAACGCGGCAGUUGCAGCCUCCUGGGCCGCUACCGCAGACAUCAUUUGCGGACACCACAGGGAAGCUGUUGGAGGACGACCAGAC